Salvelinus fontinalis (brook trout) is the source of this 5749-nucleotide messenger RNA. It is a transcript of the gene pink1, whose product is annotated as PTEN induced kinase 1. The coding region runs from base 3234 to 4967 and encodes 577 amino acids. Gene Ontology annotation, molecular function: protein serine/threonine kinase activity; ATP binding. The record is from RefSeq and is a predicted model, not a curated record. The transcript is spliced from 8 exons. Gene Ontology annotation, biological process: regulation of apoptotic process; positive regulation of mitochondrial fission; autophagy of mitochondrion. Gene Ontology annotation, cellular component: mitochondrion. NCBI's taxonomy places the organism in Eukaryota, Metazoa, Chordata, Actinopteri, Salmoniformes, Salmonidae.
CGCCACAGGAUUUUGUGGCCAUUUGCACAGAUGACGUACUGUGUCAGCAUUUGUAGUGCAGGAAUGUGGGGUGGAAGUCAGGAAACGUAUUACAGAUCAUCUGUAUGUAUAUACGGCAGAGCCGAUGGCCAUACUGUUGGCCUUGCAGUGGGUGAAGGAAGUCAAGCCAGACAGAGUAGUCAUUUGCUCUGAUUAAUGUGCAGUGUUAAUGAGUCUCCAGUCAUUUAUGUCACGUAGCAGACAAGACCUGCUUUAUGAGGUGCUACAAACCCAUGGCAGGAUUAGACAGAUGGGUAUACAGAUAAGAUUUACUUGAAUUCCAGCCCAUGUGGGGGUGGAGGGGAACGAGGCAGUUGAUGUACUGGCUAAACAAGCACUUAGUAGUGGGGAUGUUGUAGUUUCAAUGAGCAAGGCAGAGGCAAAAAGCCUGAUAUGGACAGUGAUGGUGCGGAGAUGGCGGGAGCAGUGGAAUAGAGAUACUAAGGGAAGGCAUUUAUUUCAAGUACAGAGUUAAGUCGGGGAGGGGAAGACGGCAGGAAGGGACAGAAGAGAGGAGGCUAUUUUUACAAAAUUAAAGGUUGGACACAGCCGGUUGAAUAACUCUUAAAUGUGAUAGGAAAGCAUCCAACAGGAAAGUGUGAUUAUUUGCCAGGAAACAGAGACCGUGGAGCAUGUAUUGCUACAGUGUGGGCAUUAUCAGAGAGAAAGAGAGAGGCUGAGAUAUAGUAUGAGGGAAAAGGGGAUACUGGAAAUUAAAGUAUAUUGAGAAGUAUGGCAUUAGAUAUAGUCUCAAAUAUUUUUGUUAUCUUUUUUAUGAGCAAUGGGGCUGGCAGGUAGGAUUUAGUUUCUCCCUGUCUCUGGCCCAUACUUCAAUACAGUAAGUGGUGGUAAUGCACCAUCACGUUGGAUGCUAACCGCUGAUAAACCCCACAGAAGAAGAAGAAGAGUGCUACAUCUUGAUGGGUUCAUGAUGAUUGUACGGAGAUUGUGACAGCCGGUUAGAUGGCGUCCCUUGAGAAGGCAAGAACAAGAUGUAUGUCAGGAGAAAUGCAGUAUUAUCACAAGGAGAUGUAUACUUGGAAUACGGAGGAGCAAUGGAGGGAAAAAGAGAGGCAGAGGAGGUCUAAGAGAGAGAGGGAAGAAGAGGUAGGUGGUAGGUGUGGUGAAGUUCUCUGAGCCCUAGUGUCAGGAUAAAGAUUAGUACAUUUUUUAUUCAUUUUUUACCAAUUUGUGGUUUCAGGGUGUGUGAAAACAGAGUUGGGUGCUGUGGAAUCGGUAACCAGAAGUGGUCUUGUGAUAAUUGUUUGUGUUUCUGCUGGGCAGUGGGAGAAGGCUCUCUGUGUUAAACGAAUGGGGGUAAGAAAUGUGAAUUGUUUUGCUCUCAAGAAAAGGCCGCCAUUGAAAGGAGUGAUUACUGAGGUAGCGGUAAAUGUAAAAGUUGAUCAACUGAAGGGGAAGAUUCACGGUGUUUUGGAUGCUCGUCGUUUGGUGCAACGCAGACAGGGUGGCGUGAGUAGUGAAACAGAACCGUCAUUGUCUGUUCUUUUGAGUUUUGAUGUUGAUUCUUUGCCCGACAAAGUGAUGUUAGGAUAUAUAAGGUAUCCUGUAUGAGCUUUUGUGCCGAAUACAUUACGUUGUUACAGGUGUCAAGCUUAUGGGCAUCUGACAGCAGUGUGUAGGAGGGAGGUUCCUUGGUGUGAGAAGUGUGCAGAAGGACAUGAGACAAAGGAAUGUGUAGCAUUGGGGAAAGUAGUGGUAUGUGUUAAAUGUAGGGGUGCCCAUGGGGCUGGGGAUCAGAAAUGUCCCGUGCGAGAGAGGCAGUUUGAGGUUUCAAGGGUUAGAAUAGUGCAGAAGUUGUCAUAUGCUGAGGCAGUAAAGAAAGUAGAUAGAUGGGUCAAGGGGGAGGGAUCCGGAGAGGAGUGGUGUGAGUAGUAGAACUGUACCAGUACAGAGGGAUAGGGCAACAAGUGAUAUAUGUUUGAGUAAGAUUGGAUUUUUAGCAUUUAUAGCAAUGGUUAUCAACUGUACUGCUGUGAGGGAACGUAAGUCGCAGAAAAUUGAGGUUGUGGUGGCAGCUGCAGAGAGGUAUUUGGGUGUGCGAGACUUGACAUCAGAAGAGUUACAGGGUGUGUUUAGUAAUGGUGUCCCAUCCUUUCAGGUUGUUGACCUGAGGGAUGACUAAAUAGCACUUGGAAAGUUCCUCGGCGUACACAUCAGGGACAAACUGAAAUGGUCCACCCACAUAGACAGUGAGGUGAAGAAGGUGCAACAGUGCCUCUUCAACCUCAGGAGGCUGAGGAAAUGUAGCUUGUCACCUAGAACCCUCACAAACUUCUACAGAUGAACAAUUCAGAGCAUCCUGUCGGCUGUAUCUCCGCCUGGUACGGCAACUGCACCGCCCACAACUGCAAGGCUCUCCAGAGGGUGGUGCGGUCUGCACAACACAUCACCGUAGGCAAACUACCUGCCCUCCAGGACACCUACAGCACCCGAUGUCACAGGAAGGCAAAAAAGAUCAUCAAGGACAACAAACACCUGAGCCACUGCUUGUUCACCCCGCUACCAUCAAGAAGGCGAGGUCACUACAGGUGGAUCAAAGCUGGGACCAAAAGACUGAAAAAUAGCUUCUAUCUCAAGGCCAUCAGACUGUUAAACAGCCAUCACUAACACAGAGAGGCUGCUGCCUACAUACAGACUUGAAAUCAUUCGCCACUCUUAAUAAAUGGAUCACUAGUCACUUUAUUAAUGCCACUUUAAUAAUGAUGUUUACAUAUCUUGCACUAUUCAUCCAAGAUGAAUAUACUGUAUUUUAUACUGUCUAUUGCAUCUCGUCUAUGCCGGUCUGUCAUGGCCCAUCCAUAUAUUUAUAUGUACAUAUUCUUAUUCCAUCCCUUUACUUAGAUUUGUGUGUAUUAUGUAGUUGUUGUGAAGUUGUUAGAUUACUUGUUAAAUAUUGCUGCACUGUCGGAACUAGAAGCACAAGCAUUUCGCUACACUCGCAAUAACAUCUGUUAACCAUGUGUAUGUGACAAUAAGAUUUGAUUUGAAUAGAUUUAAAUAGCGGAGCAGUAUACGGGAGUUGUACUCCAGUCGCGUAGAUGGCGGUAAUGCAACAUUUAUUGGAUGCCAAACGCUGUUAAACCUCAUCAAAGAAUAAGUUGUGUAACGUUAUGAACGACGAGGACUGACGGAGAAAGUAAAAACAAAGCGAAACUUACCAUUUUUGGUAAAGCAUGUCUGUAAAACAUGCCAUCAGCCGUGGGGUGGAGUUGGGACGGUCGGUUAUCCAGCUAGGUCUCCUCAAAUCUGCUGGUCGACUUGCAGCAAAGUUCCGAGGUGAGCGUCUUCGUGUAGGCCAACCAGCCCGCACCGUUCAGCCUCAGACUUUCCUGCCAGUUCGGUACCGAUAUUUCCGCAUGUCGUUGAGGGGUCUUGCAGCACAGCUGCAGUCCGGUGGUUUCAGGAGGUUUGGGGGCAGCGGCUCGCCAAGAAACAGAGCAGUGUUUUUGGCUUUCGGUCUCGGUGUGGGGUUGAUCGAACAACAGCUCGAUGAUGAUCGAAGGAGUGCUGCGACAUGCCAGGAAAUCCAGGCUGUGUUUACCAAGAAGAAGUACUGCAGUCCUCUCAAGUGCUUCACCUCGGGCUACAAGCUGGAGGACUAUGUUAUUGGGAAGCAGAUAGGAAAAGGCUCCAACGCUGCAGUGUAUGAAGCUGCGGCACCAUUCGCUGUGCCCAGGGACAUGGAGAGUGACCGGUGUUCCCUAAAUGACCAGCUCAGUGAAGAUGGAGAGGUGGCCACUGGGUCUCUGAGGAGCCCCUCCAGCUCCCUGGGCAUCUAUCCUCUAGCUGUCAAGAUGAUGUGGAACUUUGGGGCUGGUUCAUCAAGCGAGGCUAUUCUGAGAUCCAUGUCCCAGGAGCUGGUCCCCGCAGGCCCUCUCGCCAUGAAACAGGAAAAAGAGGAACAGAUUGCACUAAAUGGGUAUUUUGGGGAAGUGCCCAAGAGGGUUUCUGCCCACCCCAAUGUGAUCAGGGUGUUCCGGGCAUUCACAGCGGAUGUACCCCUUCUACCCGGUGCCCAGGAGGAGUACCCUGAUGUCCUGCCAGCCAGACUCAACCCUGAGGGCCUGGGCAACAACCGUACUCUGUUCCUGGUCAUGAAGAAUUACCCAUUCACCCUGCGUCAGUACCUGGAGGUGAACGUGCCCAGUAGGAGAGAGUGCUCUCUGAUGAUGCUGCAGCUGCUAGAGGGGGUCGACCACCUGUACAGACAGGGCAUCGCUCACAGGGACCUUAAGUCAGACAACGUGCUCCUGGAGUUUGACUCAGAGGGCUGCCCCCGCCUGAUAAUCACAGACUUCGGCUGCUGUUUGGCUCAGAGUGACUCUAGUCUCCAACUACCCUUUAACACUAUGUGGGUGAACAGAGGAGGCAACUCCUGCCUGAUGGCACCUGAGGUUGUCACUGCAGUUCCUGGGCAGGGUGUGGUUAUCAAUUACAGCAAGGCAGAUGCAUGGGCUGUCGGGGCCAUUUCUUAUGAGAUAUUUGGCCAGGCCAACCCGUUCUAUGGAGCAGGUGGACUGGAAAGCAGGAAUUUCCAGGAGAUCCAGCUCCCUGCCCUGCCUGCCUGUGUAUCUGCUGACAUGCAACUAGUCGUCAAGCUGCUUCUGCGUAGGAACCCCAAUAAGCGCCCCAGUGCCAGAGUGGCUGCCAACAUGCUGCAUCUGAGCCUCUGGGGAAGGCGUGCCCUUGCCAAUCAGGACAGCGCUGGCAUGAAGAAGCUAGCUGAUUGGCUGCUGUGCCAGUCUGCUGUGGUGCUCCUGAGGGGCUGCGGCCCCAGUGGGAGCUCGGUGGAGGAGGAGCUACAGAGGUGCUUCCUGUCUAACCUGGACCUGGAAGACCUCCGAUUGGCUGUCAGCUUCCUCAUGUACGGACGAGAACAGGGCAGAGCCAGCAUCAUGUCGCUUUAGGUCCUCAGUCUAACCCAGAGACAUAUAUGUGUAACUCUGGUCUAACCUGUUGAGUUUGAAUGUAGGUGAACAUAGUGCCAGGGGUGGAAAAUGGAAUUUAAAAAAGUCACUGUGAAUUUGUGGGAACCCACCAAUAUAAAAUCGAAAUAGUUUCUCUCCCCAUUUCCACUCCUGCCUAUAGAGCUUUCCGGAAACAAAUAUAAGCACUUUUUAAUUCAUGCUAAGACUCCAUAUGUUAGGGGGUUGAAUUUUAUUUUGGGAAUUUUUGCACUUUGUCCAGUUUGGACCUGGUCAAUGACAUGCUUGAGGUUUACCCCUUUGUUUGGUUUGUGUAUUUUCCAAAUCAUCACAUCUUACCUGAGUUGCACCACUACGGUCUCAUAUAGACUAUUCCAUAGCCUCUAUGAGUGUGUUUUUGACUAAGAGCAUGAGGUAGUCAAUGUAUUUACUGUAUGUCAAGGAUGAUAUGAUAAAGCAUCUAAAUAUCUCCAGAUGGUUAUGUAGCAGAAUAUCAGUUCAGAUUUAAUAGCAAUACCAGAUCACUGUAUUUCACAUUUUGAGUUAAAAGUCCUUUAUUUAAAUAAAAUGAAAGUCCUUGCAUGCGAAAAUUGAUUAAUGGGACAUUUUAGAAUAUAGUCCUAUAAAAAUUACAGAAUGAGUUUUGUUUCUGACAACAAACACUUUGUGAAGCUACGUUUUUAAUUGUGAGGAUGUUUUUAAUAAACACUGGAUGUAGUGUAAAAGACAUAUCCAAAGAUUAUAAUAAAGUGUUAGUGUUUGAA